This is a messenger RNA of Paramecium octaurelia, 652 nucleotides long. The record is from the annotation of a GenBank genome assembly. NCBI's taxonomy places the organism in Eukaryota, Ciliophora, Oligohymenophorea, Peniculida, Parameciidae.
AUGCUAUUCAUUUAAAUAAUCCAAUUCAAGGAUGGAGAAUCAAAAGAAUCACUUUUUUUAAAGGGAAUCCUAGAAUGCUGCCAGGAAAGAAAGUAAGAUAGAAGUUAUGAAUAUGAAGGUGGUGAAGAUUUUAAAUAUCAGAAUUUAACAGAAGAACAAAUCAGAAUUUAAUAGAAAAACUUUACUGAAGCUUUAGAUACAGCUGAUUAUGUCAUUGUAAAGUAAAGUAAUAUUUAAUUAAAAAUAAUGCUAGGUAUCAUUAGCUCGGAUUCUGAAUAGGGCAAGAGUAAAAAAUAAUCUAGAGGAAGUUGGAGCUAAAACAAGGCUGGUUAGUUUGUGAAGACAGAUUAGGAUGUUGUAAAUAAUCAGGAUAAGCACUUCAAUUAAAUGAAAAUUUAUGUUAUUGACCUGAAUGAAGGAGGGAAGUUGACGAUCUCAGAGCAGACAAUCCCAUAAGAUUUUAGAGAUUUAUCCAGAUCUUUGGUUAUGAAACCUAUUUCAAACUCCAUCCUAAAUUAUUCUGAAGCUCCUAAAACAUUUAAACAGGUAAAUUAUAAUGUUAAAAUAGUGUGCUAAAUCAAUUAGAGAAAUAACGAGUUAAAGAGCUGAGAUUUGUUCUAGGCUAAGAAUUAAUAAACAAUAUUGUAGGUGA